AUGAAAGUGGUAGCACUAGAUGCCGGUGGAGCAACACUCAAGGCGUCGGUAGUCGCUCCUGGUGUAUCUCCAACUGUUUCGAUUCUUGCAAACCAUGUAGCGUCUCUGUCUGCUCAUCCGUCGGUUAUUUAUAUGGGUCAAAAGCUGCAGGAACUUGAGCGGCAGCGUGCAAAGUUGCGCUACUUACGGCCUGUUCAGAGGGGGUACUGUGUCAAUUGGAACAUCGAGUCAGAACUGUGGACAUAUGUUAUGUCAGACGAGUUACUUCAGGUGAAGGAUCCGAUCGAGUAUUCAUUGGUCGUUACAUCUCCAUUACUAGCCCCUACAGUCGUGAAUGAGAGUAUGGAUCAAGUGGUGUUUGAAGAAUUGAAUUUCCAGUCCUACGCUCGUGUUAGUGCAGCUGAGACUUGUGUGCUGUCCUACUCUGAACACUGUGAACGUGAGUUUCAAGCAAGCAAAAGUUCCCGAAACAAGAUCAAGAUGGUCGAUCCAUUGACGUCUCUAGAUGAAGAUCUACUUCGGUUUUCGACGUCGUCGUGUCAUCUUGUAGUAGACUCGGGCUUUUCAUUUACUCAUGUGGUACCGGUGAUUGACGGAAAAGUUUAUACACCGGGUGUGAAACGUAUUAAUGUCGGUGGCAAACUACUGACAAAUUAUCUCAAGGAGAUUGUAUCAUUUCGUCAGUGGAAUGUUAUGGAUGAUACACGAGUGAUGAAUGACUUGAAAGAGGCACUUUGCUAUUGCUCUAUGGAAUUUGAAAACGACCUUCAUCGAUAUCAUACUGAUCGACAGGAAAGGAAGCAUUGGAUUUUGCCUGACUUUGUCUAUACUUUUGAGGGAAGAUGCCGUGGAGAUGAUGUAAAAGAUGAUGAGCCCGAGAUCGAUGAAGAACAGCCUGUGAAGGCUCCCGAAGAGGAACAGGCCUUGGAAAUGGGGGUCGAAAUGAUAACGGUGCCGGAGGUGCUGUUCAAUCCAACAGAUAUUGGUAUUCACCAGGCGGGAAUCGCAGAGGCUAUCGUCCAGGCUGUUAAGACGUGCCCGGAAGAGCUCUCAGAUGCCUUUUACGCAAACAUCUUGCUGGUUGGGGGCAACACCAAAUUUAAGAACUUUCGGCAGCGACUCGAGCGCGAUUUACGGUCGUUGGCGCCCGUCGAUUUUGACAUUGGUCUUCACGUGCCAACAGAUCCAGUACUCGCAGCAUGGCAAGGUUGCUGUUCUUUAGCGGGCUCGGACGCGCUGUCUGAACGCGUCGUAAGCAGGAAGGAGUACGAAGAGCAUGGAAGCAACAUUUGUCUGAAGCGCUUCUAA
Messenger RNA from Peronospora farinosa, 1308 nucleotides. NCBI's taxonomy places the organism in Eukaryota, Oomycota, Peronosporomycetes, Peronosporales, Peronosporaceae. The record is from the annotation of a GenBank genome assembly.